CUGAAUCUCUAGCGGGCGACUAACCUCCACCGGAGUAGACAGAUUGAGGCCCUAAGAACAAAAUCUCCACUACCGGAGUAAAUCCGGUACAGAAUAGUGAAUUGGUUCCUCGACUAAAGUCACCAACUCCCUACCUUCAAUCAAGGAUACUCUAUCAACCUAGGCAGAUAUUCUCAUUCUAGGUCAAAGUAGAAACAACAGGAAUUUGAUCAGGAUUCAAGUCAUUCAAUCAUUCAAACCUCAAUCGAAUAUAAUCAAUCAUAGAAUCUGUACUUGGGUUCAUACAAUCAAAGCCUAACAUACAAAUCUAGGGUUCUCCAUACCCAGAUGAAUGGGAGAACUACUCCAUGGAGAAGAAAGCAAAAGCAGAAUCAGACACGGAAUUCAUACUGUGAAGGAUGGAUUCCUGCUCCUGGACGUUGAUUGGCACUCCUCCAAGCUCAAACUGGCCUCCAAUGGUGUUGAAGAUCAAUAUAGGGCACUUGGAGUCGUUCUCUCUCUCAAAAACUCGAAUCCCCUUAACUUGUGGCUGAAAAUCUGCUUAAAAGCAUCAGUGGCCAAAGCACGGUCGAGGACACGGCCGUGCUUUGCCUGAGCCCGCCCGUGCCUCCGCCAGGGUUAAUUACACGGCCAGCAGUUGGGAGAAACACGGCCGUGUUUCGCGGUGGGCACGGCCGUGCUUUGCCUGAACACGGCCGUGCUUUCAGCCCAUGUUUGCAGCUGAAUUUGCCAAAUCAAUUAGCUCUCGGCAUAAAAAGCACGGCCACCAGAACACGGCCGUGUAAUGAUUUAGGUGUGCCCGUGUUUUGGCUCCAGCUUGACGAAAUGACCUCCGAAUGCCCCGAAACUCGUGCUUAGCCUUCCCUUUUACACCUGGGACCUGAAACAUGACAAAAUAGCACAACCCGACAUAAAAUAGGCCAAAAACACACGACUAUGCCCCUCAAACGGAUAAGAACUAGGGGCGCAAAUUCGUGCAAUUACAUCGUUAUCAGGAGGCGCCAAUGAAUGAAGAAAGAAAGGAAAUUACCGAGGAACAUGAGCCACCCCCCACCAAGGAGAAUCGAAGUGGGGCGCCCGACGCCCAGGUGGGCGGGAGCCUUUGCUGAGUAUAACGACACGCUGAAGAACAUACUCCAACACGUCAAGGAGAAGGGGUAUCACAUCAGAUGGCCGGGCCCCAUGAGGGGACAAUCCAAUGAACGGAACCUGGAUCGAUAUUGUGACUUCCACCGAAAAGUGGGACACCAUACGACCGACUGUUAUCAGUUGAAGACCGAGCUGCAGGGCCUGGCCGACAGAGGGAUGCUUAACGACUUCGUCAAGAAGCCUGAAGAGAGAGUGCACCGGGCAUGCGUGGCCGGCAUGGAGAAAGCGAAGAGGGAGCUGCCACCCCCGCCCUAUGACCUCGACCAAGAAAAGGCGCACGAUCGAGUACGUCUAACCAUUGAAGCCAUUUCGGGGACGAUGGACUUGAGAGAAAAAAUAGAGGCAAACCGCCGGCUGAGAGCGGCAUCGGCGGACGUGCAGGAGGCGAUCGAUAUCAGCUUCAAUAGGGCGCCAGAAGAAGCAUGCAUGCUCCCAUUCAUGGACGCCUUGGAGAUACAAUGAGUGGUGGCGGGAUGCAAGGUGAGAAGGAUGCUUGUCGACACGGAAGUUCAAUGGACGUAUUAUUCAAGGAUACGGUAGUUCGCAUGCAAUUAUCGCCGGAGCUGAUCAGACCAUCGGAGUCGGUACUAGUAGGAUUUUCGGGGGCGCCCGCCAGAGUAAUAGGGCGAGUGCGCCUGCCGGUCACCUUGGGGGACGGGGAGCAAAGGGUGACGCGUGCCAUCGACUUGG
Molecule: messenger RNA, 1839 nt
Organism: Linum trigynum
Lineage: Eukaryota; Viridiplantae; Streptophyta; Magnoliopsida; Malpighiales; Linaceae
Source: the annotation of a GenBank genome assembly